AACCGGUUGUCAGCCAAUGGCAGGGCACAUAAAGACAGACAACAGCCACACUCACAAUCCCACCUCGGGGCAAUUUAGAAUCUCCAAUUAACCUUGCAUGUUUUUUGGGGUGUGGAAGGAAACCGGAGUGCGUGGAGAAAACCCGCACAGGCACGGAGAGUACAUGCAAAUUCCACACAGUUAUCGAACCCGGGUCCUCAGAACUGUGAGGCCGACGCUUUACCAGCUGCUCCACCAUGCCGCCCCUCUGGGCGAGCCGCUUCGAUGCCGACAGGAGGAUGAGCUCCAUCACCGGUCGGGUUCUCGCCAUCCCCGCCGCUUCUGUUAGCAACUCUGGAGCUUCAUCAUCCCGAGCCUUGCACGUAGAGCUCACAUCCCAGCAGAGACGAUUGCGUCAUCUGCGGAGCAUUGCAGCGAGAAACAUCGUCAACAAAAAUGGCUCCCCACUGCUGGACACAUAUUUCACCCUCCAUCUUUGUGUAGGAGAUCGCAUCUCUAGUGAUUUUUACAAGAGCGAAGUCAUAUGUGACUCACUGAAUCCUACUUGGAGGAGUCUGGACUUUGGCAUGUUGCCAGACCUUCUCGACACCUCAGUGUCUUCCUUUGUGGUAAGGAUAUGGGGAGGACAGGCGAAACAGUACCAGCUCCUCAUAGAAUGGAAGGUUAAUCUGGAUGGUCUCAGAUACACAGGACAGCAGAUUCGAUCAAGGAAUACAAAUGAGAUCAUAUUCGGGUUGAAUGAUGGCUACUAUGCGGCUGACUUUGAUCACAAGGAUCAUUCGGAGCGGAAGAAAAAUACUUUACUUCACGUUGACCAGAGCUCAGUCAGAAAUUCAUACAGUGUUUUCUCUUUGCUCAGACUCCACACAGCCCAAAGAGCCAUCAAACAGACCCAAGUGACAGUGCAGAAGAUUGGGAAGGAGAUUGAGGAGAAGCUGAGAACAACAGCAAUGUGCACCGUGCGGAAAAAAGAGCGGGAGUGUAUGCAGCUGCGUUUAGCCGUGCUUCGUAGUGAACUCCUUCGGCAAAGGAAAGCUCUUGGCAGAGAAAUAGAUGUGCAGCAGAAAGAUAUGGCACAGCUUCAGAAGAAAGAGGAAAUGUUUUCUGAUCAACAUGAAAGUCUGAAGUCUGAGAAAGAAUCCUUAACCAAGCUGCAUAAAGAAUGUACUGCCAAGAGAGAGCAGUUCCUGAAGUUCAGUGCCCAGCUCACAUUUCGCUGCCGCCAGCUUCUUUCUGAGCUUUCCUACAUUUAUCCCAUCAAUGUGGCAAAUCCAUCAGAUUAUGUUAUCUGCGGAGUGAAGCUGCCAAAUUCUGAAGACUUUCAAGCAAAGGAUGAUGGCAGUGUGGCAGUUGCUCUGGGCUAUACGGCACACUUAGUCCUGAUGAUCUCGUGCUUCCUCCAGAUCCCGCUUAGGUAUCCAGUCAUCCACAAGGGUUCACGCUCCUCAAUCAAAGACACCAUCACUGACAGACUCACUGAGAAGGAGAGAGAAUUCCCUUUGUAUCCCCGAGGAGAGCGAUUUCAUUUUGAAUAUGGUGUCUACUUACUCAACAAGAACAUUGCUCAGCUGAGAUAUCAGCAUGGCUUGACCACCCCAGACCUGCAGCAAACACUUCCCAACCUGAAGAACUUCCUGGAACAUGGCUUGCUUGUCCGAUGUGACCGACAAAAUGUUUCCAGCUCCAUCCCAGUGCCAGUCAAGUCUCACCUUGGGUUGCCUACUGCCUCGGAAGUCACCUACCCACAGCACACCAGCUCCCCAGACCGGGGCCUGAGGAAGAGAGCGAGCUCUGAGGCUGACAAGUACAAGACAAAUCCUCCGCCCAGUUAUGGCACGGCCAUGAGGGAGGACCCAACCACGAUAGUUCAAACAAUGUAUUCGUCUCCAUCUAAAUUCUUGUCUUCCUCCCUGGAUGCCACAAUGCCCUCACUUGACCUUGCGGGCCCCACUGAGGUGAAAGAGGAUGGAGAUGAGAUGAAGAAGCGUCUAAAAGAAGCCGCUAAAGUGGAGAUAAGCAGCAGCAGUGACAAAGAGAUGGAAGUCGAAGUCAAAGAUCAGACUGAAGAGCAAACACCCUGCGGUAUUGCAAGCUCUUCCACACUGAGGGACACCGGUGAGGAUCCAGUGGCCAGAAGUGAGCACUCAGACGUCAUGAACGGCACUUUGGCGCUGGAACGGGCAACAGGCCUGAUUCCUGGUCCCGGUCAAUGCUGCUCGGUGGAGCAAGCUGAGGAGAUCAUGGGGACCGAAGCCACCAACCUUGCCCUGGGAAUGGGACUACAGGUGGGCUUAGAGCUCGUGGAGGAAACCAGGUUGGAAGACUACCGCUGCAUCCCCGUGGACCAAGCGGUAGCUGUGGAGUGUGACGAGCAGGUGCUGGGGGAGCUUGACGUCGCUGGCUUUGAGGAGUUCUCUAGACGCAUCUACGCACUGAAUGAGAACAUGUCCAGCUUCCGUCGACCGCGUAAAAACUCAGACAAGUGAGGGAGGUGACUGGAGGAGACGGGCAAAAAAAAAACUUGCACAAGGAUUUUGGUCAGAAAUAAGGCAGGGAUGUAAAGUGAGAGGACAAGAGAGCUAUUCUGGAAUAAUGACCAAUUUGCACUUACUAUAUAUCUAAAUUUCCAUGACAUAUUUUAAGUUGAAAUGCAGUGCAAGUAUCAGGACAGUUGAUUUUUUUUAUUUUUUUUUUUUUUUUUUUUUUUUUUUUUUUGGAAGUGAGCCAUUAAUAUAUUUUAACAAUGGAUCCAAUAAUGCAGACAAUUCAAUACGUUUUAUUUAUACAAUAAUUAGACCUCAGUAUCAAUCAUCUUCUCUGAACUAGUGCUUUGUAUAAAAACUAAUAAAAACAUCUUGUGAACAAUAAACAUGCGCUCAUCUGGUAAUCUUAACUCUUAAUAGAAGACGCAACCACAAGCAAUGUUUCACGACAGAAGCUCUCAAUCUACUUUUCAUACUCUCAUCCCUCAGGUUUAACCUCCACCAGACAGGUUUUUGCUUGCUUCGCUGUUAAUUACUCUUGAAUGGUCAACUCAUCGGCACAUGCUCAUUGUUGCAGUACGGAUUUCAGUCCAAGGGCUGUUGGCUCGUGAUGGCAUAGUCAUCCAUUAAUUGGUCUUUAGGUAUGUGGUCAAUCCUGGUGAAUUGUAUCUUGAAGCAAUUGCAAAGGAGUGCACAGCAUGACGGCAACAGGCCCAACAUUAUUCUAUUCAAUACAACACUGGCAUGGAAACAGGAGUUUAGAAAUUUCAGAUGUUUCACUCCCAUUGUGUAAAAUGCCCAUCGCUAGUAUCCACCUUACACUGACAUGGUAAUUAUACCAAUGACCAUACAUGCUCGGUGGGCCUCCUUGCAUGGCAGUGAUGAGAGAUAUUUUAGAUGUGUGCAUGCCAGGAAGUGGGAGUUAAUUAAUUCCAUAGUCACACAAGUCACUUUUCCACCAAUGACCUUUUGAAUCAUCACAAAACGGAGGUGGUGAGUAAAUGCCAAGGGAUUCACCCUCAUCCCUGUCGACAUGGCCACCUGCGCUCUACUGGACCAUCAUGAUUGUCUUUUUUUUUUUUUUUUUAAAUGUCAUUCUGCCCCAUUGUCGACAUUGAUAUUGAAAUACACUGAUUAUGAUAUUGAGUAGAGCCUAAAUAUUGUGGUUGGACAUGUUUGUAAUUGGUUGAAAUAUCUCACUAAGGCUCUAUUGCAAGUGUGAUAUUAACUAUUUCAAGUCACUUUUGUGGGUUUUUGUCUCCUUGAUCUGAAUGUUUUCUUGCACUGGUGUUCAGGAUUUAGAAAGAAAGAAUGUCCCACAAAUAUUUUUAUUUUUUCAGAUGAGAGAAAUAUUCUGUUAUAGCCCCUAAGUUAAAGCAAAUCUAUAUUAAAUUAUAUCACAACCAGUGUGUUGGUCCUGAUAUGGAAAUCUGCAGUCUAAAAAGUUUUCUCUGUCAGCCCAAGUUUAUUUCUGCUCCAGUCCUGUCCUAAUUGACUUUUAGGAGGUAUAAAAUCUCAAGAUGAACUGUAUUAAGAUACGUUCCAUAAACUGCAAGAAGGUUCACUAAGUAACCGUGUACAUAUACUUUUGUAUGGGUUUCUUUUGUUAUUAAAGCCUUCAAGUCCAAGGGUGUAUGAUAUUCUUUUUAAAAACAUGCCCUGCUUACUUUAUUGUUAUUCAUCAUACUUGAUUGUUUGACUGAAAAUUAUCCCAUCAGUGUCCAUAAUAACCCUUGGCAGACUUUUGGUUUCGACGCAGCACUCGGGUAACGUAUUACUUUGUAUAUUUGUUCUCCCGCCCCCGUUGGGUUUUCAACUCAUAACCAAUCCAUGUAAUGUCACUCAUGUGGAAAAGAACUUCCAAUAUUGAAAAAAGAGAUCCCUUGUAAACAUGUACGAUGACGCAUCGCAGUUACUACAAUGGACAGGAGUUUAAGAGCCAUUUUCUUCUACAA
Messenger RNA from Syngnathoides biaculeatus (alligator pipefish), 4438 nucleotides. RefSeq names its product UV radiation resistance associated gene (gene uvrag). Gene Ontology annotation, molecular function: SNARE binding. The coding region runs from base 237 to 2486 and encodes 749 amino acids. Gene Ontology annotation, biological process: SNARE complex assembly. The record is from RefSeq and is a predicted model, not a curated record. Gene Ontology annotation, cellular component: phosphatidylinositol 3-kinase complex, class III, type II; endosome; lytic vacuole. The transcript is spliced from 16 exons. NCBI's taxonomy places the organism in Eukaryota, Metazoa, Chordata, Actinopteri, Syngnathiformes, Syngnathidae.